CACACUAGAGCCAUGACGAAGUUUUGCCUUCGAAAUAAGAAUUUUAAGUGAAAUACAAGAUAAAUAAGGAUUUUAUCAAAGUAGAUAAGUCAAGUAACGUAUUUAAAUGUGAUUUAUUACUACAAGUGUUGACGAAUGUUGUUGUAUUAAUGAAAAUUUUAAAUCACGUGCCUUUUUACAAUUGCUAUGUUUUGAUGCUGGUACAAAAUGGCGGACAUUUCCUUAAUCCAAGAUGUGUGCAUGGAUGAUUGCGAUGAAGGUGUAUUCGAACAAGGAGAUUGCUCUACGGGCAGCCCCGGCGAUGACGACGUUUUACCACCGCUAUCCCGCGUCCAGAAAUACGCUCAAGCUGGGAAUAUCUACGAUCGUCAAAUGGUCGCCAGAAUAGUUCAAGAAUUGUUCCGGACAGCACCGGCGGAAAUUUUGGCUGAAGAACUUCCGAGUAUCAUGACCAUUGUUCGAUCGCUGGGCGAGAAAGAUGAGACGAUGGUCAGAGCUGAUCUUUUGGAUCAAGUACCGCACAUGGCUUCGCAAGCGUUGAAAUAUUCGAAUCGCGUGGAAGUGUUGAAAAACGUCACUGGGGAUUAUUUAAUACCGUUGGUUGUACGAAAUCUAGGAAGUACGGAAAAUGCUGUCGAUAAGGCGGCACACACAACGCUCAUACACCUGCUGGAACAGGGAUUAAUAACAAAGCCGCAGGCGGAAAUACAAGUUUGUCCCGCGAUUUUGGCGUUGUCGCACGAGGAACAAAUCGCCGAGAUAAACACAGGGGCCAUAACAUUGAUGUCAAGAAUGGCACCGCUGCUGGGAAGGGAUGUCACGGAGAGGGUGUUUUUGAAGAGGUUUUCUGAAAUGUGUGCAAGUAGUAUGUUUUACACAAGGAAAAUGUGUGCGGCGCAUAUCGGCGAUUUUUCUGUCGUUGUCGGGAAAGAGCAGUUUGACAAAGUUUUGUUGCCGUGUUACAUAGCCCUGUGUGAAGACACAAUAUGGGGCGUACGAAAAUCCUGUGCUGAGGUUAUAAUGUUCAUAUCUACUGUAAGUUCUCCUGAAAUACGUCGAACGAUUCUAGCACCAGUAUUUGCAAAAUUACUCCAAGACGACUGUCGCUGGGUUCAAAUGUCCGCAUUCCAAGCAUUGGGGCCUUUUAUAAUAACUUUUGCCGAUCCUCCUUUGACCAGUACGGCCUAUAAUAGUCAAGGCGAAUUAAUUUUUGUGAAUAAAGAUGGCCAAGAGUUUUUAAUGAACGUAGCCAAAGAGACUAACGAUGUCCGAUUUAAAUACUUGCCACGACAGCCGUCUCCUCUCAGUUCAGAUUUAAGCCAAUCGUGCAGCGAUGCGGGAAUAGGCGAUUGGCAGGGCGACGAAGACAUCUUAAAAUCGAAAGACGAAAUUGGCGAAUGCGCGAAUAACGAACUAGAGAGCGAGCGAAUACCUGAAGAGAAUUUCGAUUUGGAUUCGGGCAGUAUGAUAGCGCAAAGCGAUGAAGAUAUAAAGGAGAUCGUUGAAACAGUGAAAAACGCUGUGCUUAGCUACAGAAACGUGGAACAAGAACACGGUGUGAUAGGCGAUAACUUAAAAACUAACUUAAGCAAUGCAAAUGUGAUAAGUAAUUUAAAAAAUGCGAGUUGUGAUAAAUUAGAUAGCGAAUUAGAAGCCGAAUUUGCGAAUUUGAGCCUGAGUAUAGACGAACCAAGUACGUCAAUAAUGUGUGAUGCCGUUGAUGGUGCGGAAACAGCCGGCGAACAAAAUCAGGUAAUUUUGAAUAGUGAGAGUGAAAAAGAAGACGAUAACUUACACUUGUACAAUUCAUACAAUUAUUGGUAUAUAAGACCCGAAAUGCCGUUAGAUCUCAGUUUAAUCGAGGAGAUUCAGAUCGAUCGAGGUAAAGCGGACGGUGCUAACGCAACGGUAGAGGAUACGUUUGCCGAGAUAAAUUUAAAUGACAGUUUGGCCGAUAGUAGCAAAAAUGACGCCUCAACUGAUAACGAUCCGGACUCUAAAGAAAUUGCUAAAACUGAGCCGGAGCAAGACAUCGUUCCUCAAGUGUUAAUAAGUCAUUACUUUUUGAUGACAGAUCCUUCCUUUUCGAUAAAUAUAGACAACGAAAUGUCUUAUCACUGCGCCUAUUCACUGCCGGCAAUAGCACUGACGUUGGAAAAUAAAAAUUGGCCACUUUUAAAACGUACUAUAGAAUUUUUGGCUAGUGAUAUGCAUUAUAAAGUACGAAGAACAGUAGCGAGUAGUUUACACGAAUUAGCGUUUAUUUUGGGAGAAGAUAUCGCAUCGGAACAUUUAACACCAAUCUUUGAGGGAUUUAUCAAGGAUUUGGACGAAGUUCGAAUAGGAAUUUUGAGAAAUUUGGCCUAUUUUUUAAAGAUAAUCAAACCUGCCAAAAGAUUAGCCUGCUUGCCUAGAUUGCAUGAAUUUUUAAAGACGGAAACAGAAUGGAAUUGGCGGUUCCGUCACGAGUUAGCUAAACAGCUUUUGUCUAUUGUAACACUUUUCAAACCAGUGGAUUCGGCUAAACAUAUAGGGCUUAUUGCAGAAAUUUUGCUACAUGAUGUUUCCGCAGUAAGACAGAUUGCAAUUUCUUUGAUAACCGAAUUGUUGAGGCACAUUUCAACCAAACCUGACCUCAGCUCACUUUACCUAGUCAGAUUAGUGGAAAAAUUUGCUCAUUCGAAAAAAUGGAAGAGGAGACAAACUUUCGCUCUGCUAUGUUACAGACUUUUAUCGGCCAAAGCCUUGCCUGCUGAACAAUUCGCAACCGAAAUUAUGCCUCAUUUAUUGGACUUGAGUUGGGAUCCAGUGGCUAAUGUUAGAUUGGUGGUCGCAAAAACAAUUGCCCAACAUGUUAUUCCUAAUGAGUAUUUUGCCGAUCCAAGUAAUCAACAUUUUGAUAGUUUAGGAACUGUUAUAAGGAGGCUUCAAGCUGAUAAAGAUCGUGAUGUGCGUCAGUAUGCGGAAGUUAGCGAUAAAUUUGAAUCGGUAUCACCUACGCUUAGUUUGGAUUACAUUGACUAAAUAUAAUAAAUUUCAGUAAAGUUGUUUUUUUUAUUUUUGGGUUUAUGAUGUAAAUGAUACUUUGUUGCAAUUUUAAUUAAAUUUUUGUGAACAUAUACAUAUUUGUAAUAUUUAUCUAUAAGUUGUAAUAUAUGUAAAAAACUAAAUAAAUUGAAAUAAUUGUCA
Messenger RNA from Tribolium madens (black flour beetle), 3189 nucleotides. RefSeq names its product serine/threonine-protein phosphatase 4 regulatory subunit 1-like. Gene Ontology annotation, biological process: protein dephosphorylation. Gene Ontology annotation, molecular function: protein phosphatase regulator activity. The transcript has 12 exons. The coding region runs from base 208 to 3024 and encodes 938 amino acids. Lineage: Eukaryota; Metazoa; Arthropoda; Insecta; Coleoptera; Tenebrionidae. The record is from RefSeq and is a predicted model, not a curated record.